GUCAGUAGACUUUGUAAAAAGAAUUAUUAUUUCUUCAAUUUAUCUAAAAGAAAUCAAAAUAAAAUAAAAAUAUUAUAGGGAAUCAUAGAUCAAAAUAAAUAUAAAAUAUUCGUGCCAUGCACGAACUUACAUCUAGUAAAUUUUAAUUAAUGGGUAGUAAAAUAAUUUAAGAAGUUCUUGUUAAAAAAUAAAAAAAUAAAAAUAAAAAAAGAGAUAUAAACGUUAAGGAAAUGCUAUUAUCCAUCCACCUCCAAAGUUUCUAAUCCAAAUCCUCAGCACCGAACUUUCUUGUUCUUGCUUACCUAAACCCAAUCGUCUCCUUCCUCUCCGGCCUGACCGACGACAACUCCAGGUGAAAUUGGGUAAAUGAUUUGCUGUUUAACGUAGAUGAAAUGGUAUUGGCAACCCAUCAUAUACAGGGUUUUGUUUAUUGUUAGGGAGGAACUAUAAAAAUGGAAAUUUUAGGGCGGCCCCCCCUCAGGGACGGGCCUGGCGCUGCAGUUGCGGUUCCGCUAAGAAAUUCAUCAUGGAACAAAGGAAUAAGAUUAAGGCAAAAUAUAGUCCGGUUUCAAAUGAUUUCACGAACCGAUAGGUGUAUCUCACUGAAGCCAACUUUUCCUUUGAGGCCAGUACCCAGAUUUGUACAUGAAGCUAAAGGGAAAUCGUUUCAUAUUUCAUCCUUCAAAGCAAACUUUCAAAAUGAUAAAGCCAGAGAUGCGUCAAUUAAACCAAUAUCACCCAAUAGCUCAGUCAAAAUUUCUUUCCUCCCGCACGAAAAGGAGGAAAAUUUACAAGUGUCUCCCGCAGCACAGGACAUGCCAGUAUCUUGUACGUCCGAGUCAGACAAGACAAUAUCUCAAUCUCAGACUAUACAUGGAUUAUUCUUGAAAUGGUUGAAUCUUCUGCGAACAGGAGCAACUGUUGAAACUGGAGAUGGUAUCCUGGAAAAGCCACCUCAAAUGGACCAUUUGACUGAGCAAACAGCAACCAAGUCUAAGGAAAGAGGUGAGACUCUAAAGGUGGUUUUGUGCUACUUUCUGGGACUGGAUGCAACAAUAAUGGUUCCCUUACUAAUAUUCAUUCCUCUCUAUCUAGCCGUAAAUGUGAAGUAUGGCAGUCAAGUUUCAAGAGAAUUAACCCCCUUGUGGAUCAUAGGUCCCCUGAUUGUCGCUCUGUAUGUGAAGCUGCUACGGGGGAUCUUUGCUCUAUAUGUUUUCUCCUUCAAGCAAUCAGUCAAGGUAAUUAAAAACCUACCGACUUACUUCUCAUUAUCGUCGAGUUACAUUGCUGAAGGCAAGCUUAAAGAAGACAUCAGAGCACGAUUUUGGCAACCUUUUGUCAACAUAAAAAACCUGGACUACAAAGAGUUUACUAUGAGAAAAUGGAAGGUGUUUCAAGAGUGGUUUGUUGAGAAGUACCUUGAUUUCGUGGAGUCUAUAUGGCCGCACUAUUGCAGGACAAUAAGGUUUCUAAAGAGAGCUAACCUUAUCUAAUAUUGUUUGUUUGCGUCAACUAGAAAAGUGCUCUGUUCUGAAGGGACCGGGCUAUUCAAACAUGAAUGAGUUGCAUCUGCUAGUGGAGGAAUAGAACCUAUUUUGUUUAUCUGUUUCAUCUUCUUUCCUCUUUCACAGCACACUAUCUGUAGGUGAAGUUUAGUGUACACCUGUAAUGUUAGCCAUUUUGUCUUUUUGGAUUCGAGUUCAGUACCUCCACAUUGAGGAGGAUUUUGUUUUUGUUACUUCAUCCAUCUUUAUCAGUACUGAGAUGAGCUCGAAAUCUUCUGAUAAAGUAUCUGAUUAAGCAAGCCUGGCUAAUUAUUUCUUUUUUGU
Molecule: messenger RNA, 1829 nt
Organism: Chenopodium quinoa (quinoa)
Lineage: Eukaryota; Viridiplantae; Streptophyta; Magnoliopsida; Caryophyllales; Amaranthaceae
Exons: 5
Coding region: 453-1493 (346 amino acids)
Source: RefSeq, a predicted model, not a curated record